AAAUGUGUGGCUGCUCGGUUUCCAGAGUUGCGGCCGGUGCCCAUCGCUUUCAAAUUAUCGCCCCAAUCGCGCCCUCGGCGCCACUUAAAGCAGCCCCCGCUCUUCUCGCCAGCCACGCAGUGACUUCCAACGCGACAGUCAACCACUUGCUGCACCUAGGUAGUUGCUUUCCGUCGUCCACCACUGCUCAAGAGCCACCGAGCAAAAAUGCUGCGCCCUGACGCUUCCCGCAAGAAGGAGUACAAGAAGGGUAUUGAUGCGGAGGAGGCUCGCCGCAAGCGUGAGGACAACAUUAUCGCACUGCGUCAGAACAAGCGCGAUGAGAAUCUGCAGAAGAAGCGCUCGACCUUCGCCCCGGCCUCGGCCAACGCCAACUUCGGCAUCGAGGACAGCACCAAGCAUGCUGUUGGCCGCCAACAGCUGGAUGAGCUGCCCAUGAUGGUACACGGUGUGUUUAACGGCACCGUGGAGCAGCAGUAUGACUGCACGCAGCGCUUCAGGAAGCUGCUGUCCAUCGAGCGCAACCCUCCCAUUGAGGAGGUGAUCAAGACGGGCGUCAUCCCCAAGUUUGUGGAGUUCCUCCAGCGCCACGACACUCCGCAGCUGCAGUUUGAGGCUGCGUGGGCGCUCACCAACGUCGCGUCGGGCACCUCGGAGCACACGAAGGUGGUUAUCGACCACAACGCGGUGCCCAUUUUUGUUCAGCUGCUGGCCUCGCCCAACGAUGACGUGCGCGAGCAGGCGGUGUGGGCUCUGGGUAACAUCGCCGGUGACUCGCCGAAGUGCCGCGACUAUGUGCUGGGCCACAACGCGCUGCCGCCGCUGCUGGAGCAGCUGAAGGAGAACAGCAAGAUUUCCAUGCUGCGCAACGCCACCUGGACCCUGUCCAACUUCUGCCGCGGCAAGCCCGCGCCCAACUUCAUUGUGACCCGCCAGGCGCUGCCCACGCUGGCCCGCCUGAUCCACCACAGCGACGAGGAGGUGCUGACGGACGCGUGCUGGGCGCUAAGCUACCUGUCAGACGGCGACAACGACCGCAUCGACAAGGUCAUCGAGAGCGGCGUGUGCCGCCGCCUGGUGGAGCUGCUCCUGCACACGUCGCCCGGCGUGCUGGUGCCCGCCCUGCGCACCGUGGGCAACAUCGUGACCGGCAACGACAUGCAGACGCAGGUCAUCAUCAACUGCGGCGCGCUGGCGUGCCUGCACAACCUUCUCAUGACCAACCACAAGAAGAGCAUCAAGAAGGAGGCCUGCUGGACCGUGUCCAACAUCACCGCCGGCACCAAGGACCAGAUCCAGGCCGUCAUCGACAGCGGCCUCAUCCCGCCGCUGAUCGGCCUGCUGGCCACCGCCGAGUUCGACAUCAAGAAGGAGGCGGCCUGGGCCAUCAGCAACGCCACCUCGGGCGGCUCCAACGACCAGAUCAAGUACCUGGUGCAGCAGGGCUGCAUCAAGCCGCUGUGCGACCUGCUGACGGUGGCAGACAUCCGCAUCAUCACCGUGGCGCUUGAGGGCCUGGAGAACAUCCUCAAGAUCGGACAACAGGAGCGCUCCAUGCCCGGCAGCGCCGGCGUGAACCCGUACGCGCAGAUGAUCGAGGACGCCGAUGGCCUGGACAAGGUUGAGCACCUGCAGGACCACCCCAACGAGGACCUGUACGAGAAGGCGGUGCACAUCCUGGAGACCUACUUCGACGUGGAUGAGGGCGAUGACCAGAACCUGGCGCCCGCCGUCAACCCCACCCAGAACACCUACGCCUUCGGCGUCAACCAGGCCCCUGCCCAGGGCGGUGCCUUCAACUUCGGCGGCGACGGCGACAUGGGUGGCGGCGCGGCCCCAGCCUUCAACUUCCAGUCGUUCAACCAGCCGCAGUAAGCCUACCUGUCUGAGUGUGCACUGCAAGCGCGGUGCGCAGUGUCCGCCAGCAGGGCUGGGAUGGCGGCGCUGUGUGUGUGUGUGCAGGAGGGUUCUAGGUCGCGCGUCCAGUACCACGUGUGCUGGGGCUCUCCGGGAGUCUGCAGGAGAUCGUUGUUGCACUGGGCAGGGUGUACAGUGUGAUAGGAUGCCUGCAGGUUGGUGACGGGUUCGUGUGGGUGUGUGUGUGUGUGUGGGGGGGGGGUACAUGAAGUCUUGAUAUAACGGUUCGGAGGUCACGGCAUGGAUGCACCGUGCCAUCAAGCCGUGCUAUUUACGCCUGCCUGAGGCCGACGGCCGACCGCGAAGAAGCAAGGGAUGAACGUUUAGCAGUCCUCAAGCCGCUUGACAGCCACUGCUGCGGCAGCGCAAGAUUCAGGGGACAAUUAGAGUAUGACCGUGUCCGUGUGUGUGCGUAUCGUGGCACUGUCUAUGCAGUGCAUUUGGGGUGGGCCCAGCUGCAUCUGCCGAACAAGAGCUCAAGGGCAUCAGCGACCCUUGCACCCAAUUUGAGAGUGGAGUUGUGGCGUGCCAUCAGUGGGCGUGGGACUGAUGCGUAGAGCCCGCGGAAGGACGCCAGGGUGUGAAGGUUGGGGUCGUCGCCAAUUUUUGAAUGUUUCGGUGUUGCCGAAUGGGUGAUUAUAUUAUUACAUUCUUACCCUUCCCAUUCGUCAACACCUAAACCGUGUGUGUUAGGAAGACGUGCUGUUGACGUCAAGCGUGGCGUAAGUGCCAGUCAAGGUUACACCGGGUUUCACUGAGUGCCCUCGUCGUGCGAUAUCAAUUUGUUUUGUUCGUUUGGUUUUUUUAUGUGCGUGUAAUGCGCGGGCCAAUGGUUGUCCUCUAUUCUUUCGCGGGAGGAGUGGAGACGUCCUUUCCGUUGGAGUGUGUGUGUCGAACCGAACCCGGGUGGCAAACAAGGCGCCAGACAGUUCCGCAGGAUUAGGAGCUGCUGACCCAGUGUUGUCUCCGGUGUCGCCGCGUGGCGUGGCGUGUGUAAAUGACUUCUGUAGCCGUGCAGUUAAACCUGUGACGUCUACUGUGCCUGUCAAAGUCAAGUGCUGGGUCCCAAGUCUCGUGCCAGUCCGUUCUCGGCAUGUCAGAGAUGCACGUCUGGUCCAUGCCUCGCGUGCAUGGAUUUGGUGGUCUGGAAGUUGCAUGGCCAUGUGGCGAAGAUCGCUGUAAGGCCCUCAGCAG
Molecule: messenger RNA, 3111 nt
Organism: Chlamydomonas reinhardtii
Lineage: Eukaryota; Viridiplantae; Chlorophyta; Chlorophyceae; Chlamydomonadales; Chlamydomonadaceae
Exons: 11
Coding region: 208-1875 (555 amino acids)
Biological process (GO): NLS-bearing protein import into nucleus
Cellular component (GO): cytoplasm; nucleus
Molecular function (GO): nuclear import signal receptor activity; protein binding
Source: RefSeq, a predicted model, not a curated record